AAAAAUAAUAUCAAAUGCUUGUCUUUUUCUCUCUCUUGCCCUUACUGCCCAUUUUCCACUUUUUAAUAUUUCAAUCCUGCCCGACCUGCCCGUAGUGGAAAAAACUUUCCCUCUCUUACAAGCACUCUCUCCCGCUUUCACCUCUCUCUCUCUCUCUCUCUCUCUCCAAAGUUCCACUUUGCUUUUAUAGUUUGGUCUAAAUUCACAACUGAGUUUAGUUUGGUUUGGUUUGUGUUACAUGUGUUUGAUAACACAAUGAUUAUUGUUUUUUUUGUUGUUGCAUAGUGUAUAUGAUGAGUUUUUCUAAUUGAAGUAUCAUUAUUUUUCUUAUAUUAAUUUUUAAUAUAAAGUUUGAGACUUUUGGGCAUGGAAAUUUGUUUGUGAGAGUUUUUAGAAGAUGGGGUGUGUGAAUAGCAAUGCAAUUAAAGCAGGAAGUUUAGAUGUUGACAAGUCAAAGGAAAACAAGAAGGUUGAUGUUGCAAAGAAGAAGAGAAGAUGGUGCUUUAGAUUCAGUUUUAUUGGAAUCUGCAUACCUUCAAGAUCAAAAUUUAAUAUCUCAACAUGUGGCACUGCCACUACUAGUAACCAUAUUGGUGAUAAUAAUACCAAGUCAGUAAUAAUUCAAUCAGAGGAAAACAAAUCUACAUCUGAAACAAACACAAAGGGAUCAAAUGGCAUUGCAAGUUCCUCUACAACAACUAGUAAUGAGGAAAGUAUCUUUUCAACUUCAAAAUUCAGUGAGGAGUUGAAAGUUGCUUCUUGUUUGAGAAAAUUCACAUUCAAUGGACUUAAAGUUGCAACUAGGAAUUUCAGACCAGAGAGUCUUCUAGGUGAGGGAGGUUUUGGUUGUGUCUUCAAAGGUUGGAUUGAGGAGAAUGGAACUGCGCCUGUUAAACCGGGAACCGGACUUACUGUUGCUGUCAAGAUCCUUAAUCACAAUGGACAUCAGGGUCACAAAGAAUGGCUUGCUGAAUUAAACUAUCUUGGUAAUCUUGUCCAUCCUAAUCUUGUUAAAUUGGUAGGUUUCUGUAUUGAAGAUGAUCAAAGAUUGUUGGUUUACGAGUUUAUGCCACGAGGAAGCUUGGAGAAUCAUCUCUUUAGAAGGCCCUUGCCUCUUCCUUGGUCUAUCAGAAUGAAAAUUGCACUCGGUGCUGCAAAAGGUCUCGCUUUUCUCCACGAAGAAGCUGAUAGGCCUGUGAUAUAUCGCGAUUUCAAGACAUCUAAUAUUCUAUUAGAUGCGGAAUACAACGCGAAGCUUUCUGAUUUUGGACUUGCAAAAGACGCUCCUGAGGGCGAAAAAACACACGUUUCAACACGAGUUAUGGGAACGUAUGGUUAUGCUGCUCCGGAAUAUGUGAUGACUGGACAUUUGUCAUCAAAAAGUGAUGUCUAUAGCUUUGGAGUAGUCCUACUUGAAAUGCUCACUGGACGACGAUCUAUUGACAAGAAAAGACCAAAUGGUGAACACAAUCUAGUGGAAUGGGCAAGACCUGUACUUGGAGACAGGAGGACAUUCUACCGAAUAAUCGAUCCACGCCUCGAAGGUCAUUUCUCAGUUAAAGGAGCACAGAAAGCAGCAUAUGUGGCUGCUCAAUGCCUUAGCCGCGAUCCAAAAUCUCGACCUCUAAUGAGUGAAGUUGUUCAAACUUUAAAGCCAUUGCCUGCCCUUAAGGAUAUGGCCAUAUCAUCUCAUCAGUUCCAGGUCGCACGCGUCGAUCGAACCAUGUCAAUGCCUAAUCCUAAAAAUGGUAUUAGAACAGGUUUAGCUUCUUUACCAAAAAAGGGUCAGCCUGUAAGAGCAUUGUCAAGUUCAAAUUAUGGACACAGUUCGCCAUAUCCUCGCUAUAGUAAGUCUCCGAAACCUAUUGCAUAAGAAUGAUUGUUUUGUACCUUUAACUCACUACGUUAUUCAUUCAGUUCCCUCAAAUUAGGUCAUCAUUGUUUAGUGUAUGUUUGGAUUUACGGUGAUUUUACCAUAAUCAUGUUGUACUACUGUGAUUUUGACUAAAGUUACACUUUGAAGCUUUCAUAAAAUCACGAUGGCACUGUGAUUUCGUUAAACUCCUUGCAAUUCCAAACAUGCUUUUAAUCUCAAAUUGGUCAAGGCCAUGAGACAAUUUGGUAUUAUAUAUUAGGAGUUGGAUUGUUCCACCUUACCAUUGGUUUUCUUCCUUUUCAUUAUGUAUUUUUUGUAAAGAAGAAAAAAAGGUGGUGUUAACUAUUGUUAGUGAUAGAUUUUUUUUACAUGUUUAUUCAACAAUAUAUACAUUUCAGUUAAUGUAUGUACUUUAUUAAUGUAACUAGAUGUUAUACUUAUUUGAGAAACAUGCUAGAGUUUUGAGCUC
Cicer arietinum (chickpea) is the source of this 2345-nucleotide messenger RNA. Its product is annotated as serine/threonine-protein kinase PBL34-like. Gene Ontology annotation, molecular function: protein kinase activity; ATP binding. Lineage: Eukaryota; Viridiplantae; Streptophyta; Magnoliopsida; Fabales; Fabaceae. Gene Ontology annotation, biological process: protein phosphorylation. The record is from RefSeq and is a predicted model, not a curated record.